Topomyia yanbarensis is the source of this 722-nucleotide messenger RNA. RefSeq names its product small nuclear ribonucleoprotein Sm D1 (gene SmD1). Gene Ontology annotation, molecular function: RNA binding. The coding region runs from base 165 to 554 and encodes 129 amino acids. Gene Ontology annotation, biological process: spliceosomal snRNP assembly; RNA processing. The transcript has 3 exons. Lineage: Eukaryota; Metazoa; Arthropoda; Insecta; Diptera; Culicidae. Gene Ontology annotation, cellular component: precatalytic spliceosome; U1 snRNP; U12-type spliceosomal complex. The record is from RefSeq and is a predicted model, not a curated record.
GACAUUAAAAUUUUUCGCACCACAAGUAAACGUUCGUGAGCGGUGUUUAUAUCAAAAAGCAAGUGAAAAUUGUUUAUUGAAUUUUAUUAUUCUGCUUCGAAUUAAUUCAAAGUUCAUAUCGAAGCCAUUGUUAAAAUUAAUUCUGCGUGUUCCAGUCCGUCACCAUGAAAUUAGUGAGGUUUCUUAUGAAGCUGAGUCACGAGACGGUAACGAUUGAGCUGAAAAAUGGCACCCAGGUGCAUGGAACCAUCACCGGUGUGGAUGUGGCAAUGAACACCCACCUAAAGGCAGUCAAAAUGACCAUCAAGAACCGCGAUCCAGUUCAGCUUGAUUCGCUCAGUAUUCGAGGAAACAACAUUCGGUACUACAUCCUGCCAGAUAGCUUGCCGCUGGAGACGUUGUUGAUUGACGAUGCCCCCAAGACCAGGGCAAAGAAGCGAGAGGCAAACCGUGGUGGACAGCGUGGACGCGGCAGAGGAACUCGGGGCGGCGGCCGUGGUGGUGGUCCCCGAGGAGGGCGCGGCGGCGGUCCUCGAGGUCGAGGUAGACGUUAAACGAGCGAAUACAUGUGGAUCCUCUGUAAGAUCGUAUGCUGCUACAUUUCAUUCUCUCAACUCUAGACUUAGAAUCUUCACAGUAAGGCGGAAAGGAUUUCUCUAAAACUCCGUAUCAUUUGGAAACGAAAUAAAGUGAACUAUCCACCAGAUGGUAAGAAACAAAAA